Messenger RNA from Haliotis rufescens (red abalone), 4371 nucleotides. RefSeq lists its product as uncharacterized. Lineage: Eukaryota; Metazoa; Mollusca; Gastropoda; Lepetellida; Haliotidae. The record is from RefSeq and is a predicted model, not a curated record. Gene Ontology annotation, biological process: DNA integration. Bases 1 to 4371 code for a protein of 1456 amino acids. Gene Ontology annotation, molecular function: nucleic acid binding; zinc ion binding. The transcript has 2 exons.
AUGCAGGGCAGACACACUGGCGGCGAGCGGAGAUGCAGGGCAGACACACCGGCGGCGAGCGGAGAUGCAGGGCAGACACACUGGCGGCGAGCGGAGAUGCAGCUCAGACACACUGGCGGGGAGCGGAGAUGCAGGGCAGACACACUGGCGGCGAGCGGAGAUGCAGCUCAGACACACUGGCGGCGAGCGGAGAUGCAGGGCAGACACACUGGCGGCGAGCGGAGAUGCAGCUCAGACACACUGGCGGCGAGCGGAGAUGCAGGGCAGACACACUGGCGUCGAGCAGAGAUGCAGCUCAGACACACCGGCGGUGAGUGGAGAUGCAGCUCAAACACACUAGCGGCGAGCGGAGAUGCAGGGCAGACACACUGGCGGCGAGCGGAGAUGCAGGGCAGACACACCGGCGGCGAGCGGAGAUGCAGGGCAGACACACUGGCGGCGAGCGGAGAUGCAGGGCAGACACACUGGCGGCGAGCGGAGAUGCAGGGCAGACACACCUUGGUGAACGGAGAUGUAGCUCAUCAUGAACAUUUCACGCCAAAAUCAUCGGAAAUUGUACAGAGAUUUAAAUUUCAUUCACGGAAUAGGAAGGCUGGUGAAAGUGUAGCUGCUUAUGUCGCCGAAUUGAGAAAGUUGACUGACGGGUGUGAUUUUGGAACGUCUUUACAGGCCAUGUUGAGAGACAGGUUAGUGUGUGGUAUUUGUGAUGACAAUAUUCAGAAAAAGUUGUUGUCAGAGACUGCUCUAACAUUUAGUAGUGCAUUGAAAAUUGCUAACGCAAUUGAGGCGGCAGACAAGAAUCUACAGGAUCUUCACGGUGAUAAAACUGUGGGACAUUCAGUACACAAGUUUCGCAGUAAACCAUCAGCACAAUCUACAAAAGACCAGAGGCCUCAUGUUGGAUCUGGAAAUAACAAACCUUGUUUUAGAUGUGGAAAAACUACUCAUGCUCCACACAUGUGUUUUUAUAAGAAUGAGAAGUGUCAUAAGUGUGGAAAACGUGGCCAUAUUGUGAGAGUCUGCAGGUCAGAAGAAUCAAUUCCGCAGAAACAGAAUUCUAAGGCUAAAUUCAAGGGAAGACAGAAAGUGAAUGCUGUAGUGAGUGAGGUGAACUCGUGUGGCCCAGGUAAUAGCAGUGCUAGUGUGGAAGACUUGUUUGAGAACUCGCUAUUUCAUGUUAGUACUCAGCCUUCGGCUAAAGGUGAUCCAAACUACCCAAACCCCUACUACAUUACAGUGGAUGUUAAUGGCACACCAGUGACGUUUGAGGUUGACACGGGAUGCCCAGUGACCAUUGUGAAUGAGCAGACGGCUCAAAGAAUUGGCCUUCAGUCAUCGACAUUAUACACGUCACAAGUACCCCUGCGAAGUUAUACAGGACAGGACGUAGAUUUGAACGGUUAUACUACUGUGGAAGUAUCUUACGAGGAGAGAUCUUACUCCUUACCGAUUUCCAUAGCCAAGGGUAAUGGUUCCAAUCUUCUAGGUCGUACAUGGGUACAGCCUUUGAACUUUGACCUGAGGGAUGUUUCGGUGAACCUUAUGAAAUCUACAGAUUUGACACUUAAUGAUGUUCUUGAACGACACUCAGCUGUUUUUGAGGAAGGUCUUGGAACACUUAAGGGAUUCCAAGCUCACAUCUACGUGGAUAAAGAUGCAACUCCGAAGUUUUUCAAACCUAGAUCUGUGCCGUAUGCAUUACGUCAGAAGAUAGAAGUUGAACUUGAUCGCUUGCUGAGUGAAGGCAUUAUUGAGCCAAUCAAGCAUUCUGAGUGGGCGUGUCCCAUUGUGCCAGUCAUUAAACCUGAUUCUUCUGUCAGGAUUUGUGGAGAUUUUAAACUGACAGUGAAUCAGUUUUCAAAAUUGGAGCAAUAUCCAAUACCGAAGUUGGAAGAUUUGUGCACGAAGCUAUCUGGGGGUGUAAAGUUCACCAAACUUGACAUGAGUCAUGCGUAUCAACAGUUAGUCUUGGAUGAAGAAUCGCGAAAAUAUGUCGUGAUUAACACCCACAAAGGACUCUUUAGGUACACAAGAUUGCCAUUUGGAGUAUCUUCGGCACCCGCUAUCUUUCAACGGAUGAUUGAAAGUAUUCUACAGGGACUCGAUUACUCAGCGGGUUAUCUCGACGAUAUCAUAAACUCUGGAAUCAACGACAGUGAGCAUCUUCGUAUUCUGGAUGAAGUACUUCAUCGAUUGUCAGAAGCAGGAUUACGUUUGAGAAGAAACAAGUGUGUCUUUAUGGCUGAUGAAGUUGAAUAUCUUGGUUAUAGACUUGACAGUGAAGGUUUGCAUCCAGUGGAGAAAAAGAUUGCUGCAAUUCAGGAAGCUAAGGUCCUUGAAAAUGUGAAAGAAUUGAGAGCUUAUCUUGGUAUUCUGAACUACUACCAUAGGUUUCUACCAAAUCUGCCUGACACUCUCUCCCCCUUGUACAAGUUGCUACAAAAAGAAGUGAAAUGGUCAUGGAGUACAUCUCAACAAAAAGCGUUUGAGAAGUCGAAGAACUUGCUUCAGUCUUCGGAUGUCUUGAUUCAUUUUGACAGCUCCAAACCACUUUUACUGCAGUGUGAUGCAUCCCCCUACGGAGUAGGUGUUGUGUUGGCUCACCAACUGCCUGAUGGUUCGGAGAGACCUAUAAGUUUUGCUUCAAGGACACUGACUAAGGCAGAGCAGAAUUAUUCUCAACUUGAUCGUGAAGGACUGAGUGUGAUCUUUGGCCUGCGAACGUUUCAUAAGUAUGUUUAUGGACGUCAUUUCCAGAUCGUGACAGAUCACAAGCCGUUGGUGUCAUUAUUCAAUGAGAAUAAUCCAGUGCCACAGAUGGUGUCUCCAAGAGUUCAGAGAUGGUCAGUGUUGUUGACUGCAUAUGACUAUAAAAUUGUACACAGGAAAGGUACACAGCAUACCAAUGCAGACGCAUUGAGCAGGUUGCCAGCGCCUGACUCAGGGAAGCCUAUGGAAGACAUGACAGUCUUAAUGCUUCAGGAAUUGGACACAUGCCCUCUGAAGUCUAAAGACAUAAGUAUCCAGACUGGCAAGGACCGAACAUUGUCUAUUGUUCGAGAAUUUGUGAUCCGAGGUUGGCCGCAGCGUGAUAAGUUGGAUGACCACUAUGAGCCGUACUACAGAGUUCGUUCUGAACUCAGUGUGAUGGAUGGAUGCUUAUUGAGAGGUUCGAGGGUCAUCAUUCCAUUGAAACUCACAUCUGUCAUAUUGUCAGAGUUGCAUCAGUCCCACCCAGGAAUCACCAGGAUGAAGGGCUUGGCCCGAAGCUAUGUUUGGUGGCCGCAUCUAGAUGCUGACAUAGAAACAACAGUAAACAGUUGUGAUUCCUGCCAGGAAGACAGGAAUUGUCCGAGUGUAGCUCCCCUACACCCUUGGGAGUAUCCUUCUCAACCUUGGCAAAGACUGCAUAUGGAUUAUGCUGGUCCAUUCAUGGGUAGCAUGUUUCUUAUAGUGAUUGACGCCUACUCCAAAUGGAUCGAAUGUGCACCUAUGUCGUCGUCAAAUGCAAAGGCUACCAUAAACCAGCUGCGUCGGAUGUUUGCAGCUUAUGGCAUACCAGAAAUUAUUGUAACUGAUAAUGCUACAGCUUUUGUUGGGGAAGAAUUUGCUACAUUUAUGUCCAGAAAUGGAGUUGAACAUGUGACAACAUCCCCUCAUCACCCGGCUGGGAAUGGCUUAGCAGAAAGGGCGGUUCAAAUAAUAAAAGAUGGAUUAAAGAAGACAACUGGUGACACAGUUGCAACUCAACUACAUAGGUUACUAUUUUCUUAUAGAAUUACACCACAGUCUACAACUGGUGUAUCACCUUCAAUGUUGUUUCUUGGACGCAGAUUGCGUUCGCGAUUGGACUUGAUGUUUCCAAACCUUGCCUCAAAGGUGAAAAAGAACCAGAGAAAACUUGUGGAUCAGUCAGCUCUAACGAAAUGUAGGGCAUUCCAAGUGAAUGACUCGGUGUGGGUUAAGAACUUUGCUUCAGGUCCAAAGUGGAUUAGUGGACAAGUUGAUAGUGUAACUGGUCCAUUGUCGUACAUCAUCAAGUUAACGGAUGGAAGAUUGGUCAGAAGGCAUGUGGAUCAUGUCAGACGCAGGAUGUCUUUAUCUUCACCCCGAAGGGACGUGAUUGAACGUUCAGACACUCCGCUAGAAUCACAGUCUUCACGAAGGAAGGAGUAUGAAUCAGACUUACCUGACACAUCACAGGUAGAUUCCCAUGAGGAAAGUAUCCAAGGGGAUGUUUCAAGUGUACCAGAUAUGUCUGAACCGGGGGAGGAAACGCCGGUAGUGACAUCGCCUGUAGCACCCAUACUUCGUCGUUCAACCAGAGUGAAGCAGCAACCGUCUUAUCUGAGGGACUUUGUGUCAAAGUGA